AUGUCGGGCAAAACGAUAACCCCAGGCCGGGAAAUGGCCCAGUUCUCCGAGAAUAUUAUUAUGGGCGCGCCAUUCGAAACAACCGACCGAUAUACUGAUUUGACCCCAGUGGGAAUGGGCGUCUCGGGGCUAGUCUGGUAUGAUCCCCAAAAUUAUCACCGGGGUUCUGCUAAAGAUCAGAUUGGUCAACAAACAGUUGCCGUGAAAAAGCUCAGCGAGCCUUUCAAGACGGACAAUAUCGCCAAACACAUGUACCGCGAAGUCAAGCUGUUAAAGCAACUGCAGCACGAGAAUAUCAUUCACUUAAAAGAUAUCUUUAUUUCACCAUCUGAAGAUAUCUACCUUGUCACGGAUCUCAUGGCAACAGAUCUCAACACACUUUUGAAAACAAAGAAAGUGGACGAGCAAUUCACCCAAUACUUUAUAUAUCAAUUGAUGCGUGGUCUGAAAUAUGUGCACUCCGCGGGCGUGGUCCACCGCGAUCUUAAACCAAGCAAUAUUCUCAUCAACGAAAAUUGCGAUCUAAAAAUAUGCGACUUUGGCCUAGCCCGCGUCCAAGAGAUUCAAAUGACCGGCUAUGUCUCGACAAGGUAUUACCGCGCGCCAGAAAUAAUGCUCACGUGGAGGAGGUAUAAUGAAAAAGUCGACAUCUGGAGCGCAGGCUGCAUCUUCGCCGAAAUGAUCUUGGGCAGCCCUAUAUUCCCGGGCAAAAAUCAUAUCAAUCAGUUCAUGGUCAUCACACAGAUGUUGGGCAGUCCUCCCGAGGCCGUCAUUAACAAUAUUACCAGUGAAAAUACUUUGACUUUCCUCCGAUCCUUACCGGACAAACCUCGCCAGUCAUUAUCAAAGGUCUUACCCAAGGCCGAUACAGCGACAAUCGCACUCCUGGACAAAAUGCUCCAACUCGACCCAGACGAAAGAAUCUCUGCAGCAGACUGUCUCAAGUCUGAAUAUCUGGAGCCAUACCACGACCCAGAUGACGAGCCCUCCGCAACAGAAAAAUGCGACUGGGCCUUCCUGGAAGCUGAUCUGCCCGCCGACAUGUGGAAGACUGUCAUGUAUGCGGAAGUCUUGCGAUAUCAUGAGAAAGGAAGUGGAUCUAGCUCGAUGACGACUAGGCUCAUGCCACAACUACCGGUUGAUGGAAAACUACAAUUACCCGAUCAACUUCAAGGGGGUGGCAUGGAUUGGACUGUCGGCACUUGA
Penicillium manginii is the source of this 1206-nucleotide messenger RNA. RefSeq lists its product as uncharacterized. The transcript is spliced from 8 exons. The record is from RefSeq and is a predicted model, not a curated record. Gene Ontology annotation, biological process: osmosensory signaling pathway; protein phosphorylation; stress-activated MAPK cascade. The coding region runs from base 1 to 1206 and encodes 401 amino acids. Lineage: Eukaryota; Fungi; Ascomycota; Eurotiomycetes; Eurotiales; Aspergillaceae. Gene Ontology annotation, molecular function: ATP binding; MAP kinase activity. Gene Ontology annotation, cellular component: nucleus; cytoplasm.